AAAAGUAAAAAGCUACAAGGCCCGGUCUGAAAAAGCGAUUCAACUAAACCCCCUCCGGUCCAGUACCAUCAUCGUCUUUUCCAUGAAAGCUGCUUACAGUAAACAAAAUUAGGUUACAGUUUUGGUCCUUUUUCAUCAUCAAAAGAAAAUGCCAUUCAUAUGUCAAACAGAAAGACAAAAAGAUUACAAUCUUAUACCUUCAAGCUGUCCAAUUGUCAUUGAUAAUGGGGCUUCCUAUUUCAGAAUUGGGUGGGCAGGAGAGAGCGAGCCUCGAAUAAUUUUCCGAAACAUUGUUCAGCGGCCGCGUCAUAAGAUUACGGGUGAAACAGUGACGGUUGUUGGUGACCAUGAUCCUGCAUUGUUGAGAUACUUUGAUUGCACUCGCUCUGGACCACGUUCAGCAUUUGAUAAUGAUGUGGUCUUUCAGUUUGAGAUAAUGGAAUAUAUUCUUGACUUUGCAUUUGAUAGGUUGGGGGCAGAUCGAUCUCCGAUUGAUCAUCCCAUCCUUAUUACAGAAUGUCCAUGCACCCCUGUACAUUCGCGUUGUAAAAUGGCUGAACUUCUGUUUGAGACAUAUGGGGUUCCUUCUAUAGCUUUUGGUGUCGCUGCUGCGUUCAGCUACAAGUUUAAUCAGAAACUUGGAAUUUGUGAUGAAGAUGGUAUUGCAAUCUGUUCAGGGUUUAACACGAGCCAUGUGAUCCCGUUUAUUAAUGGAGAGCCUUUUUACGAAGCAUGCUGUCGAACUAAUGUUGGUGGCUACCAUGUCACCAAUUACCUAAAGCAACUUCUUUCACUAAAGUACCCCCAUCAUAUGGCGAGGCUUACAUGGGAGAAAGUAGAAGAUUUAAAGAUGGAACAUUGUUAUAUCGCUCCAGAUUAUGUUUCUGAAGUCAGAUUAUUUCAGAAAGGGACAAAAGAAGCUGAAGAGAAGACGAAAUGUUGGCAACUUCCUUGGACGCCGGCGCCAGUUGAAGAGCCGCCAUCUGAAGAGGAGAUUGCUAGAAAAGCAGCUUUAAAGGAAAGGCAAGGCCAAAGGUUGAGAGAAAUGGCUGAGGCUAAAAGAUCUUCAAAAAUAAAUGAAUUAGAAAAUGAAUUAAAAGGAUUAGAAUUUCUUGUACACCAACUUAGAGAUGUAAACGGAAAUGAUGUUCAAUCUUUCCUUGCUGAAACCGGUUAUGUCUCCAAGCAAGAAAUUGAAGCUGCUAUUGCCAAAGUAACACAGUCUUUAAGGAAGUUCAAGGGCGAGCAAGAUGAAUUUGAGGAGAAACCUGAUAUUUCCAACGCAGAAAAAUAUACGCUUCUUGAUAUUCCUGACAACAUGCUUACACCGGACCAGAUAAAGGAAAAGAAGAGACAACUAUUUCUUAAAACGACAUCAGAAGGCCGACAGAAAGCGAAACAGAAGCGUUUUGAAGAAGAACUGGAGCGGGAAAAGCGUAAUAAGGAAGAUGAACAAAGGCGCCUCGAAAACCCUGAGCUUUACAUGGAGCAACUGCGUGUCAAAUACCGAGAUCUAUCUGAGAAAGUUGACCAGCGGAAACGACUCAAGGCCAAUGGUAAUGGAACCGAUAACAAUACAUCAGGAGGUGUUGGUCGCGGGGAGAGACUGAAUGCUCUCCAGAAGGAAAGGAUGCGUUUGUUGACAACUGCAGCAUUUGAUAGAGGGAAGGGGGAGGAUACUUUUGGAAUGAAAGAUGAAGAUUGGCAGUUAUAUAAGAAGAUGAGCAAAGAUAAUGAUGACGAGGAUGAGGGACCCAAUGAGGAUGAGACUGAGCUGGCUCGCGUUGCUUCUAAACUUCGGGAACUAGACCCCACAUUUUUUCCAAACUCAGCAGCGAGCUCAUCUGGCACUGAACCACCACGUAUCCGUCCUUUAACAAAAGAAGAUUUCCAGAUACUAAUCGGUGUAGAAAGGUUCAGGUGCCCUGAGAUUCUUUUCCACCCAAACUUAAUUGGGAUUGAACAGGCGGGAUUAGAUGAGAUGGUCGGUGUAUCAAUACAAAGGUUGAAAUCCAGAAGUCAAAGUUUGGUAGAGAACAAGAAUCUGACCAGUUCAAUCCUUAUAAAUGGUGGAAGCUCUCUUUUUCCUGGGAUGAGUGAACGUUUGGAGGCAGGAAUCCGUAUGAUUAGGCCAUGUGGGACCCCUAUAAGGAUCGUUAGAGCAUCAGAUGCAGUCCUUGAUGCGUGGCGUGGAGCCUCUUCUUUUGCGUCAACUAGGCAUUUUACCCGUCAAGUUUUUAACAUGACAGAUUAUUAUGAGAAAGGUGAAAAUUGGCUCCGUGGAUACCAAUUGAAGUACACAUAUUAGUUACCUCAUAGUGACUACAGAUUUAGGAUAGUAAUAUGAGUGCUGAUUGAUUUUAGUCUUGCUGGUACUAUACUUGUAUGCAAGUAUUUCAAUGCUCUCGUGCUGUUGAUACUCUGUAAUUCGAUACACGUACUCUAGGCAAUUAAUUUUUUUUCCUUUUCUA
Erigeron canadensis is the source of this 2471-nucleotide messenger RNA. RefSeq names its product actin-related protein 5. The record is from RefSeq and is a predicted model, not a curated record. The coding region runs from base 149 to 2308 and encodes 719 amino acids. Gene Ontology annotation, cellular component: Ino80 complex; cytoplasm. Gene Ontology annotation, biological process: regulation of DNA-templated transcription. Lineage: Eukaryota; Viridiplantae; Streptophyta; Magnoliopsida; Asterales; Asteraceae. The transcript has 12 exons.